Pocillopora verrucosa is the source of this 945-nucleotide messenger RNA. RefSeq names its product 5-hydroxytryptamine receptor 1D-like. Gene Ontology annotation, biological process: G protein-coupled receptor signaling pathway. Lineage: Eukaryota; Metazoa; Cnidaria; Anthozoa; Scleractinia; Pocilloporidae. Gene Ontology annotation, molecular function: G protein-coupled receptor activity. The record is from RefSeq and is a predicted model, not a curated record. Gene Ontology annotation, cellular component: plasma membrane.
AUGUUGGUUUCGAACGUCAGCGAGCCGCUGUGUACCUGGCCUUUGCAUCCGAGUUUAACAGCGUGUUCUGAACCGAGCUUACUCUACUUGCCGCUCCUUAUACUGGUCGUGAUUCUAACCAGUUGUCUUUCUGUGGCGUCUGUCAUGGGCAACGCUCUCUGGAUCACAGCUUACGCUAAGACGCCGGCUCUUCAAACUCCUCUGAACAUGUGCCUGCUAAGUUUGGCAUCAGUGGGUCUCUUUAAUGGUGUCGUGAUGCAACCGCUGAUCAUUUCAGAGGCAAUAUUCUUCCUGGCCUGUCCGUUUAGAACUUGUUCCCUAGAACAUAUCGUCACUGGUAUAGUGACCUUAGUAGCCGAUAGCACUUUACAGAACAUCGCUGUCAUCUCUAUCGAUCGCUACAUAGCGAUUCUUAAGGGUGUAAGGUAUUUGCAAUUGGUGACCAAAAAGCGUAUCGUCAUUGCCUUUGGUACCUACGCGCUGUUUCGCGUGUUUUUAAGCGUAUGUGUUUUCACAGGAACGAUUGAUUAUGUGGCGCUAGUAAUCGCGUCGAUAGUUUUCAGCAGUGCAAUUGUACUAUUUACUUGUGUUAGGAUUACUUUUCGUAUUCGUCGUCUUAGAUGUGUCGUUGUAGGACCAGCCCCGAACCCGGAAGAAGAAAGAAGACGAGCGCACGAGAGAAAAGUUACAAAAACAUUUGGCGUAUUAGUAGGAAUGUUUAUCGUAUGUUUUGCACCAGCUAUGGGCUACUACUUCGUCCUUAAAUCGACUGUUGUCGACCAAGUACUUCAUGCCAUAGUUUGGCGUUUUAUUGAAGUAAUAAUGAUGUUAAACUCAGUUUUGAACUUUGCUGUUUAUUUUUGGCGGCAUGGAGAGAAGCGAGUCGCCGUUCGGAAAGUCAUCGGCGACGCUUACGCUGCAGUUAAGGGUUGUAAUUGCCAUUAG